UCAGCGCCUCCAGUCUUACCAACAAUGCGAGGUGGUGCAGCCCCGCCGGCAACCGCAACCCCACCCACUACCCCUUCUGCACCUGCUCGUGGAGGCUUUGCACCUCCACCGUUUCGAGGUCGUGGAUUUCCUCCACCGCGUGGCAGCUUUCCGCCUUUCCGCGGUGGCUAUCCGGGGGCAUAUCCACCAGGAUUUCCGCCUGGUUAUGCACCUCCAGCACAGACACAGCAGCCACAACAAACCCAGCAGACUCAGCAGCAAACAGCACCCAUGGAUCAAGCGACGAGACUGAAAAGACUUGCAAAUUGCGAAGAAGACGAGGAGUUAUGGGUGGAAGCAGAGUCACCGGAAGGGAAGCCGUACUUCUACCACUGGCAGACGCGUGAGACCGUCUGGGAUCGUCCAGAAAAAGCCAAGGUCGUUGGACAGACAGAACUUGCUGAAUUGAUUCAAAAGUCGAGUGAGGAAGAGCGAAAGGAGCGAGAAGGUGAGCUUCAUUUGUCCCGAAUCUUAUCAGUUCCUGAAUGA
Haemonchus placei is the source of this 528-nucleotide messenger RNA. Lineage: Eukaryota; Metazoa; Nematoda; Chromadorea; Rhabditida; Trichostrongylidae. The record is from the annotation of a GenBank genome assembly.